This is a messenger RNA of Chlorella variabilis, 4275 nucleotides long. RefSeq lists its product as hypothetical. Gene Ontology annotation, cellular component: cytoplasm; nucleus. Gene Ontology annotation, molecular function: protein tyrosine phosphatase activity. The record is from RefSeq and is a predicted model, not a curated record. Lineage: Eukaryota; Viridiplantae; Chlorophyta; Trebouxiophyceae; Chlorellales; Chlorellaceae. Bases 1 to 4275 code for a protein of 1424 amino acids. Gene Ontology annotation, biological process: protein dephosphorylation; G2/M transition of mitotic cell cycle; positive regulation of G2/MI transition of meiotic cell cycle. The transcript is spliced from 19 exons.
AUGUCGACCAUGCAGGAGGCGAUGGAGCAGCACGGCUCCUCCUCCAGCCAGUCCUCGCUGGAGCUUGACAUCUUGCACCUGUCGCAGCGCUGGGAGGCGCAGCGCACGAUCAGGAACGGCGACACGCCAGGGCAGGCGCUGCGCAAAGGGUCCCGCCCCGCGCUGGCAGCCAUCCCCGUCAAUGUCGCGGCCGCAGCAAACCCCUUCAGCCUCACAGCCCAGCGCCAAAAGGCAACCGCCGCCCGGCUGCCCAGCCACCAGAAGCAGCAGCCGUCGGUGCGGUUUGCAGUAGAUGAGCCAGCGGCUGCCAGCCGCCAGCCAAGCGGAGAUGUAGAGAUCGCGUGCUGCUUGGGGAGGUCGGCUUCGGCGGCGGCCACCCCCGCGGCCGCUGUCCCCACCACUUCCAACAGAGCCGCCGGCGUGGCGGGGACGGGCGGCGGCGCCAGCUGCGGCAGCCCCUCCCCAUACGUGGUGUUCCGUGGCAGGCUCAGCUUUGCGGCCGAGGCCGAUUCAGCCCGCAAGUUUGACCGCCCCGCCACCGGCAACAAGCGGUCGGGGGUGCCCACGCUGAAGCGCAAGCUGCUCAUCAGCCCAGGCGCGGACAUGAGCGCAGCCUUCCCCACCCUCAUCAAGCCGGCCGCCAAGCAGCGGCGCCGAUCGCUCAGCGGCGCCUGCCCCGCAUGGCCCAGCCGCGCAACAGACGCAGCAGAUGCAGCAGACGAGGCGACGGCGGCAGCAGCAGGGGUGGCGGCCGAGGAAGGUGGGGCUGCAGGAGCAGGCACCCAGGCCGCCGGAGGAAGCAGCCUUCUCAACUACUGGUCUGACCCGCUUCCGCUGCCGGGCAUGGCAGCCCAGCUUGCGGCAGUGGUGGCAGCAGCGGACGAGGAUAUGCAGGACACAGCUGCCAGCCCCGCCAGCAGCAGCGGGGCAGGCGGCGUCAGCUGCAGCAGCCCGGUGUGCGGCACGGAUGCCGGCUGCGCCUGCGGAAGCCCCAUGCUGCAGCCCGCAUUGUCGCCCCUCCCGGGCCAGCCCUGCCACGCGCUGCCCACUGUUGACCAACCCGACUGCGGCUUCCCCGCCAUCACAGCAAAGACCAUGCGCGACCUCCUGACGCACGGCGCGGCCGCCUUUGGGCUGGACGACUUUGCUGUGGUGGACUGCCGCUACGAUUACGAGUUCCAGGGGGGGCACCUGCCGGGCGCGCUGCACCUCACCACGCCCGAGGAGGUGUCUGCCUUCCUGGCGCAGCCCCGCGCCUGCUCCUCUGCUGGCGCCGACGACUGCUGGCAGCGCACCGCGGUCAUCUUCCAUUGCGAGUUCUCUACGGAGAGGGGGCCCCGCGCCGCCAAGUGGGUCCGCAACCAGGAUCGCGAAGCGCACCUGCACGACUACCCUGCCCUCUCCCACCCGCACGUCUUUGUGCUGCAGGGCGGCUACAAGUCCUUCUGGCGGUCCUUCCCCGAGCUGUGCCGAGGCGGGUACACACCCAUGGACCACCCUGACUACACAGAGGAGCUCAAGGUGUGCCACAACGUGGUGAAGAAGGCGUGGGCAAAGACCACGCGCACCUACAGUCGCAAGCAGCGCCAGCGGCGGCCCAGCUACCGCCUGCGCCAGAGCACGGGAGCGGCCGCCUCGUCCGAGGACGAUGCGCAGCUGGAGAGACAGGCCGAGAAGGCCCUGCAGUGGAAGGACAAGGCGCACAAGCUGGGAGACAUCAUCGUCAAGCAGGAGGUGCAGACCAAGGAGCUGCAGCGGCAGCUGGCGGCGCUGCAGGCAGCGCAGGCUGCGGCCCUGGCCGCCGCCACCGCCGACGGCGGCGAUGCCUCAAACGCCCUGAGCGCCGCCGAGCUGGCCGCGAUGCGGCAGCAGCUGGUGCUGGCGCAGGCGCAGCUGCGGCAGCAGUCGCAGGAGCUGGAGGCCGCCAAGGCCGACUACAAGCAGCGCCAGUCGCUGCUGAAGGAGGCCGCAGGCACGGCGCGCAGGGAGGUGCUGGCGCUCCAGGCCGCCAACACCGAGCUGCAGGCGAUGGCAGACCGGCUGCAGGCGCAGAACGAGGCACUGGGCGCGCAGCUGCGCGCAGCCCACAGCGCCGCCCUGGAGGGCGCCGGCGGCAGCUCCAGCGCGGGGCCCAGCCCCGCCAAGCGCCACACAGACGCCGCGCUGCUGCAGGCAAUGCUGCGGAAGCAGGACGGCGAGCUGUCGCUGCUGCGCGAGGACAGUGCCAGCCAGCAGGAGGAGCUGAUGCGCACGCUGACGCUGCUGCAGGCACGUCUGCUGCUGCCACGCAUCGCCACGCCACCUGCCUUGCCUUGCCAUGAUGGUUGCUUGUCGCCUGUGUGCAGCCUGGAGGGGCAGCUGGCCAUCACCCAAGACGAGCUGACACAGAAGGAUGCGCACCUGGAGGUGCUCAGGGAGAAGCUGGAAGAGCAGCAGCAGGCGCUGCGCCAGUUGCGCAAGCAGCUCGCGGCCGCGGAGCAGGCCGCCGCCACCGCCACCGCGGCCGCCGCCGCCGCCGCGGGCGGGCCUGGGUCUGAGGAGGUGGCUCAGCUGCAGGCCGAGGCGGCGGCCCUGCAGCAGCGCUGGCAGCAGGCGGAGGCAGAGGUGGAGGUGGCUCGCGGCGAGCUGGCAGCAGCCCAGUUUGAGCGCAGCGGCGCCGCAGCGGAGGCGCAGGCCCUCCGGCAGCAGCUGCAGCAGCGGGACGCAGAGGUGGCGCAGCUGCGCCUGCAGCUGCCGGACCUGCGGGGCGAGCUGCUCGAGGUGCAGCGCCGGGCAGACGCCUCCAGCAGCGAGGUGUUUGCCGUGCGUGAUGAGUUGAGGGCGGCGCAGGCGCAGCUUGAGCGGCAGCAGGAAGAGGCGGCGCAGCAGGCGGCCCAAGCGCAGUGGGAGGCCGCUGUGCAGCUGGAGCAGCAGCAGGCCGAGGCGGCCGCCGAGACAGAGCGGCUGCAGCGGGCCGCGGUGCAGGAGGCAGCGGAGCUGGCUGCCGCUGUGCGGCAGGAGGCGGAGGAGGUGCAGGCGGCGCUGCGGCAGCAGCUGGAGGAGGCGGCAGCUGCCAGGGCAGAGCUGGAAGGCAAGCUGCGGGCUGCGGCAGAGGACCGAGCCGAGUUUGCUGAGCAGCUGGCGGCGGCUGCCGCGGCCAUGCAGGCUGCAGAGGAGCAGAUGGCGGCGCACCAGCAGACUGCACAGGAGAAUGAGGCCGCCGUGCGGGAGCAGGCAGCCGAGCUGGGGCGGCAGGCAGCCGAGGAGCUGGCUGCGGUGCGCAGCGCCGCCACGGAGCAGCAGGCCGCCCUGCAGCAGCUGCAGGAGGCCGAGGGCCAGCUGGAGGCGCUCCGGCGGCAGCUGGGGCAGGCGGAGGAGCGGCAGGCGGCGCUGCAGCGGCAGCUGGAGGAGAGCCGGGCGGGGCUGCAGCAGCAGCUGGCGGCGGUGGCUGCCGAGCGUGACUCCUCGCAGCGCCAGCUGCACCGCCUGCAGAGCGACGUGACGGAUGCCGAGCUGCUGCUGGCUUCCUUCCUGGGCGGCGCCGGCAGCAGCGCCAGCAGCGUGUUUGGCACCCCGGCGGCCAGCCCCAAGCGCCCAGCCUCCGCCGAGGGAAGCAGCGAGGAUGUGGCGCCCGAUGUGGCCUGCGCCGUGCAGUGGCUGCAGCAGACGCAGCAGGCGCAGCAGGCGGAGGGCGACGGCGGUUCGGCGCCGCCCUCGGCCCGCGCCGCCAGCAGCAGCAGGCUGUGCCGCCGAAUCCAGGGGGUCCUGCUGGAGCUGCAGCGCCUGCAGCAGCAGCAGCAGCAGCAGCAGCGUGCCCAGGAGGGCGGCUCCCCUGCAGGCCAGGACUCUGGAGGCAAUAGCCCCGCGGCCGCGCCGGCGGAGCCUGCCGAGGAGGCCAGGGUGGCGCCCGGCGCCGGCGCCAAGCUGCCGCUGCUGUCGCCGGUGCAAAGCCACAGCAGCGCCGGGGCGCUGAUCGCUGCCGACUAUGGAGCCGGCACGCCGGCCGCGCGGGGCGGCCAGGAGGAGGGCGAAUCCGAGGCGGCCGGCGCCAUGUCCUCCCACCCCUUGACCCCUGGCAUCAGCCCUCCCACCGCUGCAUCCAGCAAGGCCAAGAGCCGCCUGCAGCCCCAGCAGCGGCGGCGAGGGCGCAACAGAGAUGGCGAGGCCAGGCGGAAUGGGCAGGGUGGCAGCGGCGGCGGCCGCAAGGUGCUGGAGGCCGUUGUGCGCACCGCCGGGCUGGCUGGGCUGGUGGGGGCGGUGGCUCUGCAGGUGCUGCAGCACGCUCGGCCGCGCUAG